Messenger RNA from Alosa alosa (allis shad), 7278 nucleotides. RefSeq names its product Rho GTPase activating protein 5 (gene arhgap5). Bases 452 to 4951 code for a protein of 1499 amino acids. NCBI's taxonomy places the organism in Eukaryota, Metazoa, Chordata, Actinopteri, Clupeiformes, Clupeidae. The transcript is spliced from 7 exons. The record is from RefSeq and is a predicted model, not a curated record. Gene Ontology annotation, molecular function: GTP binding; GTPase activity. Gene Ontology annotation, biological process: signal transduction.
AAAGUUACUGGGGGGAGAGUGUGAGUGAGAGCAGGAUCCAUCCUCGUCGCCAUUACCGACUGGAAUGAGAGGGGAGGGAGCGAGUCUCGGAUUACAUCCAUACCACUAAUAUAGUUAAAUUACAAGAUAAAAACAGUUUUCAAAGGUUUCUUAGGAACUAAUGUUUUCGUGGCCACAAUAUGUCAAGGAUAAUGUUUUAAAGCCGAAUCCGUGGAAAUAAAAGAAGACACUUGGAAUGAUAUCUCUUUUCCGUAGUGUCGGGAGCUGGGAGCGACCAUGUUAGGCAGGUGAUAAAGACGGGGAGAAGCAACUGCCCCACACAACAGGAGAGAGCGAUCUGCCUAUUGACUCAGAGCCAUGGAAACCGCACCUUAACUGAACAAAUGGAAACGCAUCUAUACCCUGCAGGAAAUCUUUGCUGAGACUGUAAAGGCAAUGACAGGGGAAUAUAAUGGCCAAGAACAAGGAGCCCCGCCCCCCAACCUAUGCUGUGAGUGUAGUUGGGCUCUCAGGGACGGAGAAGGAGAAAGGCAACUGUGGUGUGGGCAAGUCCUGCCUGUGUAACCGAUACGUGCGCCCCAGUGCGGACGACUACUAUACAGAGCACACUUCUGUGUUGAGCACAAUUGACUUUGGUGGACGUGUAGUAAACAAUGAUCACUUCCUUUAUUGGGGGGAUGUGUUCCACCGAGGCGACGACUGCCUCGAGUGUAAAAUACACAUCAUUGAACAGACAGAGUUCAUUGACGAUCAGACUUUCUUGCCUCACCGCAGCACAAACUUGCAGCCCUACACAAAGCGGGCUGCAUCCUCGAAAUUGCAGUCUGCCGAGAAGUUGAUGUAUAUUUGCACAGACCAGCUGGGCCUGGAGCAGGACUUUGACCAAAAGCAGAUGCCCGAUGGGAAGCUGAACAUUGAUGGCUUUGUACUCUGCAUAGAUGUGAGCAAGGGAUGCAAUAGGAAAUUUGAUGACCAGAUGAAAUUUGUCAAUAGUCUUUACUCACAGAUGGCCAAGACAAAAAAGCCCAUCAUCAUUGCUGCAACAAAAUGUGAUGAGUGUGUAGAGCAAUAUCUGCGGGACCUUCAGUCGUUUGCUGCAAACAAAAAGAAUCUGUUGGUGGUGGAGACAUCCGCACGGUCGUCUGUGAAUGUUGACCUCUGUUUUAACGCUCUGAUUCAACAGAUGGACAAAACACGGGGGAAACCCAAAAUCAUCCCAUAUUUGGAUGCGUACAAAGUCCAGAGGCAGUUAGUGGCCACAGUGACAGACAGGUUUGAAAAGAUUAUAGUGUCAACAGUUCGAGAUUAUCAUACUACCUGGAAGGCAGUGAGCAACUCUUUGAAAAAUCAGCCUGACUAUGAGGAAUACAUUAACUUGGAAAGCUCCAGAAAGGCCAGGAACACAUUUUCCAAGCACAUUGAACAGCUCAAGCAAGAACAUAUCAGAAGGAGGAGAGAGGAUUAUCUCUCCAGCCUGCCCAAAGUUCUUAAUAACCUGCUUAAUAACCUUGAUGAAAUUGAAGGCUUGAGCUGGUCGGAGGCACAGAGUCUCAUGAGAACACGUCAGGAGUUUCAGUACUGGUUUGUGGUGCUGGAGCAUGGCCCAUGGGAUGAGUCAGAUCAAAUAGACAAAACUGAUAGGAGGGUGCCUUUUGAUAUCCUCAAAACUGGGGAAGCAGAGAGGAUAUAUCAAAACCACGUCCAGCAUUUGAUUUCUGAAAGAAGGCGGGUUGAGAUGAAGGAGCGGUUCAAGCGGACCCUUGAGCGGGUGCACUUCAUCAGCCCUGGGCAGCCAUGGGACGAGGUCAUGUGUUUUGUUAUGGAGGACGAAGCUUACAAGUAUAUCAGUGAAUCUGAUCGCAGAGAUGUUUACAGCCGCCACCAGCAGGAAAUAGUUGAAAGGGCCAAAGAGGAGUUUCAGGAAAUGCUUUUUGAGCAUGCAGAGCUAUUUUAUGACCUGGAUUUAAAUGCCACCCCAAGCUGUGACAAAAUGAGCGAGAUCCACACUGUACUUAACGAGGAACCCAGAUACAGAGCCCUACAAAAACUUGCCCCAGAUAGGGAGUCAUUGUUGCUGAAGCACAUUGGCUUUGUCUAUCAUCCCACUAAGGAGACUUGUCUGAGCGGUCAAGGCUGCGUAGAUCUGAAAGUUGAGCAGGUCCUCGCAAACAGGCUUGUCCAACUGGACCAUGGUCGCUCCAAUCUCUACUACAGUGCCAACUUUGAUAAGAUUAAUUUGUGUCUCGUGGGAAGGGAUGGGCUCGCCCAAGAGCUGGCAAAUGAAAUCAGAGCACAGUCAACAGAUGAUGAGUACACGCUAGAUGGCAAAAUCUAUGAGUUAGACCUCGUGCCUGUUGAUGGAAACUCAUUGCUCUUGAGCCAUCCAUGGGCGCCAACCUUUAAACCUCAUGGGUGUUUCUGUGUCUUCAGCUCCAUAGAAUCACUGAAUUUUAUUGGUGACUGUAUUGGCCGAAUCAGAGCAGAGAUUGCACACAGCCGGAGAGACAGAUUUGCCCAGCCAAUGCCAUUCAUCUUGAUUCUGGCAAACCAGAGAGACAGUGUUUGCAAAAAUAUGCCCAUCUUGAGGCAUCAGGGCCAACAGCUUGCCAAUAAGCUACAGUGCACCUUCAUAGACAUACCCUCUGGCACCUUUCCAAGAAAGUUUAACGAGUCCCAGAUUAAGCAAGCUCUCAGAAGUGUUUUGGAUGGGUUAAAGCACAACUUUGACGUGAGUCCCAUGCCCUCCAUCAAAGACCUGUCUGAGACCGAUCUGCGGAUCGUUAUGUGUGCCAUGUGUGGAGAUCCAUUUAGUGUAGAUCUCAUCCUCUCGCCUUUCUUGGAUUCACAUUCCUGCAGUGCCGGUCAACCUGGUCAGAGCAACACCUUAAUCCUUGACAAAAUCAUUGGUGACAGUCGCAGACGAAUACAAGUCACUGUUCUCUCCUACCACUCCUCCAUUGGCAUUAGGAAGGAUGAACUAGUCCAUGGUUACAUUCUUGUCUACUCUGCGAGACGCAAGGCCUCAAUGGCCAUGCUUAGGGCGUUCUUGGCUGAGGUCCAGGAUGUCAUCCCGGUCCAAAUGGUGGCUAUCACAGACAGCCAGGCUGACUUUUUUGAGAACGAUGCCAUCAAAGAGCUGAUGACGGAGGGUGAGCAUAUUGCCACUGAGAUCACGGCAAAGUUCACAGCGCUUUACUCCCUGUCCCAGUACCACCGGCAGACAGAGGUGUUCACACCAUUUUUCAAUGAGGUGCUUGAGAAGAAAUCAAGUAUCGAGAGUUCCUUCAUGUUUGAUAGCAGUCGGGACGGGACAGGUGCAAGUGAAGACGUCUUUCCUCAAUCGCCCCACAGCCACUCGCCUGCUUACAACUAUUAUCCUGACUCAGAGGAUGACGCAGAGGGACCUCCGCCUUACAGCCCCAUUGGGGAUGACGUUCAGCUUUUGCCCACUCCCAGUGAACGCACCAAGUGCAGGAUAGACCUCGAGGGGAAUGAGUACCCCAUCCACAGCACACCUGUGGGUGACCAUGAGCGCAACCACAAAGUGCCUCCCCCUGUAAGACCUAAGCCUGUCCUUCCCAAGCCAAGUGUCAAGAAGCUGGACCCAAAUUUGCUCAAAACCAUCGAAGCUGGCAUGAGGAACACUCAUAAGAGAGGAGUACGAGGAGGCCCCAUGGGCCAUGGCGAUGAUCUUGAAGCAUCUGACAACUACGCUGAACCGGCCGAUACGCUCCUUAAGUCCAAGGGGUUCAAUGAUGACAUCUACGCUGUGCCAGAGGACACGCAUAGUCGAAUUGUGAAGAUGCGCAAUUCGUUUGGUGGGCUCCAUGUUUUGCAUGGAGAAGAAGAGAAUGGCUUUGAUCGCUUGUCCAAGGCCCAGGGAAGUAGGAGACCUUCUAAGUACAAACAUCGGUCUAAGAUCCUCUUCAGCAAGACAAAAGCCUACCAAAGGCGCGUCCACUCUGACAUUAGCGAUGAUGAGUCGGGGCCUGCUCACAGGAGGAAGAAGGUGGGGAGGGGAAAUCGGGGUAGCGAGGAAGACCCCUUGCUUUCCCCUGUGGACCCCUGGAAGGGAGGCAUAGACAACCCGGCCAUCACCUCUGACCCUGAGCAGGAUGACAAGAAGAUGAGGAAGAAGAAGGCGCAAAAGACACCGAAGGAAAAAAAGCCAAAAAAGCCGACCAAGCCUCUGUACCCACCAACGCGGAGGAACUGGGAAAGCAACUAUUUCGGUGUGCCCUUGCAGAAUCUGGUCAGCCAAGAUCGACCAAUCCCGUUGUUCAUUGACAAAUGUGUGGACUACAUUGAACGCACUGGUUUGACGACAGAGGGGCUGUAUCGAGUGAGUGGCAACAAAACGGACCAGGACAACAUCCAGAAGCAGUUUGAUCAAGACCACAGCAUAGACCUGAUUGAGAUGGAUGUGGCGGUGAACGCAGUGGCCGGAGCCCUGAAGGCCUUUUUCGCCGACCUGCCUGACCCCCUUAUCCCCUACCACCUACACCCCGAGCUGGUGGAGGCAGCCAAAAUCGUGGACCACAUAGAGCGGCUGCAAGUGCUGAAGGAGAUUGUGAGGAAGUUCCCACAGGUGAACUACGAAGUGUUCAAAUACGUCAUCACUCACCUGAACAGGGUGAGCCAGCACAGUAAGUCCACCCUAAUGACUGCGGACAACCUGUCCAUCUGCUUCUGGCCCACGCUGAUGCGGCCCGACUUCGAGAACAAGGACACGCUCUCCACCACCAAGCUCAACCAGUCGGUCAUCGAGUCCUUCAUCCAGCAGAGCCAGUACUUCUUCUACGGCGGCGAGAUCGUGGAGACGUCCAGCAACGAGGGCACGCCGCCGCCACACGGCCACGGUCUGACCGAGUCGCUGCUCGCCCUGCAGCUCCCGCCUCCUCUCCAGCCGCAGCAGAUCCAGCACCAGCUGCAGCCCGACCCCCUCAUGUAGAGAACUCAUCCCAGAUUUACCCCCUCACCCCCCAGAAACGAAACUAUUUAGUCCUCUUAAACAAACAAAAAAUACAAACAAACAAACCUGGAGAGCUAGCGUCAUCAGGAAACUUACAACAAACACACGUAUACAGACCAGAACACGGAACAGAACAGUAGUUGUUUUUCUUUCUUCAGGAAAAAAAGGAAAGACAAAAAGAUGAUGACCCGGUGCCCGGUAUUUUUCUAGAACCCCAUAAGACUGGGUCUGUAUAGCAGCACAAAUACCCUGAGCAACGUGCAUUUUCCCCCCAUAGGUGGACCUCUCCUGCCCCCAUGGCUUCCACUACCCUCAUCAGAUGCUGCUUCCCUUCUAGAGCCUUUUAGACCCCGUGCUGCAAACAGAGGGUUAGAAAGGAGGAUGGAAGAAUGUUUUGAGUCUGACUAUCCCUGUUUUAUUUCCUGUGAGUUAAAAAAAAAAAAAAAAAAAAUCCCUCAACAGAACUCUGCAUGCCUCCCUGGCAAGACAGCGGAGAUGGUCCCUUCGAGUCCAACACCCUCGCUAAUAAUAAGGAUAGGAAAUAUAUUUAUACUAGUUGUUUUUUGUUUGCUUGUUUUCAAAGGACUUACAAAGAAAAAACAACAAAACAAAAGCUAAGAAACAGUCGGGUCACUCACAAAUGUGAGACCAGGCCGGUUUUAGUGUGGUUUAAAUCUGUGCCAUGCAUCCCGCCUGGUCUGUUUUUUUUUUUUUAAUGAUUUUUGGUGAUGGAUUUUUUUUUUGUUUUGUUUCUUUACUUUUUCUUUUUUUUAAUGGAAUCUAUUUUUUAAUCUUCAAAACCCUAUGAGUAGUGGUUGGUGUUGUGGUAUCCUCCCCCCUUGGCCCACUGACUCCCUCCCCCCCUUGGCACAGUUCAGGGCAGAACUUGCGUGACUGACAAUAAAAGGUGCACUAGACUGGGACACAGAACCCUCGCACCAUUCCCCGUCCUGAAAGCAGAACUCAUGCAGAACACUCUGGAACUCACGGAAGGGACAACCCCACUGGAACUUUUUAUGUUUUCUUUUCUUUCUUUUUUUUUAAUGUUUAGGCACAUUUUUUCGCAGGAAACCUCUUGGCCUUGCAAAGCAGCCUGGAUCUUCAUUUUCGGCUCAUUUCUGUCCCGCUGUCCAGUUUUUCCUCUCCUUUAUUAAAACAAAGUCUUGGUUUCUACGUACCAACAGCAGGCAUUUGUAUAUUUGCCUUUAUUUCUUUGUUGACCUAAAUUUGCAUGUCUUUAUUUGCCACGUAAAACAACUACGCAAGGUUUCAAUAAAAAAAAGACUAAAAACAGCUAAAGACUGAAACACUUACACUCAAACUUAACCGUUUUAAAUGACUUUUUUUUUUUAUCUAACUUGGUUGAGGGAACAUGAUAACGGGGUCAAAUUUUAUUCAUCGUUUAUUUUGUCAUGCCAGAUGUUAAUUCUUAAUAUCAUAUUUUGGUUUUAUGUCUAAUUGUUUCCCAAAGUAGAGGAAAAAGUAUAUAUAUAAAAUAUAUAUGUCAGCAUCAUAUGACUGCUGAUGAAGCAAAAAAUACCAUUGGGUACUGAAACUGUAUAAUCUUGUAAAACCUAUAAUCAGAUUUCUUUGUGGUAUGCUGUACUAAAAAUUGGGGCUAGAUUAAUUGACUGUGUACUUAAUUCCCUAUAUGAAUAAAGAUUCAUUGCUUCUUUGUAGAUGGUACGGAACUUCGUUUUUCGUUUGUAAAGCUGAUGGCACAUAAGAUAACUUUUUGAGCAAUGAGGCUCGGCAACGAUAUUGAGUAUUGUUGUCCGGACACAUUCCCAUUGAAAUUGGGAGUGCUUUUAUCAUUAGCAGGCAAAUGAUCAUGCUCAACCAAUCAGAACACAUGGAACUGGCUAUAUGGUUGCCCAAUAACAUUGCUCAAAAAGUUCCCCCAUGUACCUUCACCUUAAGAGAUGCUGCUUGGGGGAAACAUUCUGGUGAAAACUAUGGUUAGAGCGCUUUGUGUGUGAAAAGGUGGAAACAGAUCAGAUGUCUUAAAAAAAUGAAGUCCCACCACUCAUUUCCCUCGGUAGAUCCGAAACGCAAUUACUUCAUGAAGAGGACACAAUGGGGGAGGGGACUGCAGCUGCUAGAAAUACCUUCUUUUGUGUAGUUUCAAACCGCAAACCCUUAUUUGUUCAUAAAACCUGCCUCACUUAAGCCGGUGUACAAACUAAAGAUUUUAACGUCAUCAUCUCUGUAUAGUAAAUAAAUGAUUUUGAGAAAAGAAACAAGAAGGCUUUGGCUUACUCCAUAUUUUGUUUUCCCUAAAAUAAAGAUUCAUUUUUCCAACCUUG